This is a messenger RNA of Trifolium pratense (red clover), 2170 nucleotides long. Its product is annotated as protein CNGC15b-like. The record is from RefSeq and is a predicted model, not a curated record. Gene Ontology annotation, cellular component: membrane. NCBI's taxonomy places the organism in Eukaryota, Viridiplantae, Streptophyta, Magnoliopsida, Fabales, Fabaceae. Gene Ontology annotation, molecular function: voltage-gated potassium channel activity. Gene Ontology annotation, biological process: potassium ion transport; transmembrane transport.
AUUAACUAACAAGAUUCUUUAAACGGUUUUGUUUUUGGUUUUGGUUUUACAUGAUCGAUCAUCACCAAUUUUUUAGCAGGCAGAGUAACAAGUUUUGUUCAAUCCUCAUAACUUAAGCAUGGUUGAAAUGGUUGUUCAUGCUAGAUAGUAAUCCAAUCCUCAUUAGCACUAAAUUUGUUUUAUGUGACAUGGCUUCAGAAGGUGAUCUUGAAUUAGCUAAACUCAAUGGAAAACAAGUAGCUCCUAGAAUAUUGUCAAGAGUGUUCUCAGAAGAUUACAAGAGAGUGAGAAGAAGAAGAAUAUUAGAUCCUAGGGGACAAAUCAUUCACCAAUGGAAUAAGAUUUUCUUAGUAGCAUGUUUAGUUUCUUUGUUUGUGGAUCCUUUAUUCUUUUAUUUGCCAAUAGUUCAAGAUGAAGCGUGCAUUGACAUUGGAAUAGAAAUUGAAGUUGUUCUCAUAGUUAUAAGAUCAAUUUUGGAUGCUUUUUACAUCAUUCACAUUUUUAUGAGGUUUCAUAUAGCUUAUGUUGCUCCUUCUUCUAGGGUGUUUGGAAGAGGAGAACUUGUUAUAGACUCUUCUAAGAUAGCUACUAGGUACUUGCAUAAGGGUUUUUUCUUGGACUUUAUUGCUGCCCUGCCCCUUCCUCAGGUGUUAAUUUGGAUUGUCAUACCUAAUCUUGGAGGUUCAACCAUUGCAAACACAAAAAAUGUCCUUAGAUUCAUCAUCAUAUUCCAAUAUUUGCCAAGGCUAUUUCUCAUUUUUCCACUUUCAUCACAAAUUGUAAAAGCUACAGGUGUUGUGACAGAAACAGCAUGGGCAGGAGCUGCUUAUAACCUGAUGCUUUACAUGUUAGCUAGUCAUGUUUUAGGGGCAUGUUGGUAUCUUCUAUCAAUUGAAAGACAAGAAGCAUGCUGGAAGAGUGUCUGCAAAAUGGAGGAGUCAUCUUGUAAAUAUGAUUUUUUUGACUGCAAUAGGGUUAAAGAUUCCGCGAGGGCGUCCUGGUUUAUAGCGAGUAAUGUCACAAAUUUAUGUUCACCAAAUGGUCUCUUUUAUCAGUUUGGUAUAUAUGGUGAUGCAGUGACAUCCAAAGUUACAGCCUCUGCAUUCUUUAAUAAGUACUUCUUUUGUCUUUGGUGGGGCCUAAGGAAUUUGAGUUCUUUGGGACAAAGUCUUCUUACUAGUACAUUUGUUGGAGAAAUAAUGUUUGCCAUUGUUAUUGCAAUACUUGGAUUGGUUCUUUUUGGAUUGCUCAUUGGUAAUAUGCAGACAUACCUACAAUCAACGACUGUCCGGUUAGAAGAGUGGAGGGUCAAAAGAACAGACACGGAACAAUGGAUGCAUCAUAGACAGCUACCUCAAGAACUAAAACAAUCCGUGCGUAAAUAUGAUCAAUAUAAAUGGCUAGCUACACGAGGAGUAGAUGAAGAAUCUCUUCUUAAAGGACUUCCAUUGGAUCUUCGAAGAGACAUUAAGCGUCACCUUUGCCUUGAACUAGUUCGAAGAGUUCCAUUUUUUGACACAAUGGAUGAGAGGAUGCUAGACGCGAUAUGUGAAAGACUAAAGCCAGCACUAUGCACAGAGAACACAUAUCUAGUUCGCGAAGGCGAUCCUGUAAACGAGAUGCUAUUCAUAAUAAGGGGGCAUCUUGAUUCCUACACAACCAAUGGAGGGCGCACUGGUUUCUUCAACUCAUGUCGAAUUGGUCCAGGUGAUUUUUGUGGUGAGGAGCUUUUGACAUGGGCGUUGGAUCCACGACCGAGUAUGGUAAUUCCUACUUCGACUCGAACGGUUCAAGCCAUAUCUGAAGUAGAAGGCUUUGCACUUAUAGCAGAAGAUUUGAAGUUUGUUGCAUCUCAGUUUAGAAGAUUGCAUAGCAAGCAAUUGAGGAACAAGUUAAGGUUUCACUCACACCAAUGGAGAACAUGGGCUGCUUGUUUUAUACAAGUUGCAUGGAGAGUAAGGUACAAGAAAAGAAAGGUAGUUAUUGAGUUGAGGACCAAUGUUGAAUAUGACUCAUAUUUACUGAUAAAUGCAACAUUUCUUGAGUGUAGUGAUUUCAGAAGUAAACUUGUAACAGCCACUCUAAUGUCGGAGUGGUAGCACAAUUGGCCGAAUUCUAUGAUCAAUAAUUUUUGUUCUUGUUUGUGUUUAUUUAUCUGUUUUAUUGUAAA